AUGGCGGUCGCGCUUUCCACGCCACCGGCCGCUAGCGCGCCGAAGGGCUUGACGCCACUCAGCCGGGCCAAUGGUUUAUGGCGAGGUGGCGCGGCCCCCGCAUCGGGAUCAAAAAGGGCGCCGCCGCAUUCGGAAUUCUGGGAAAGAAGCCGCCUUUUCUCACCCAAAACCCCUGAAGUAGCUAGUUUUGGACUUCCUGGGAUCCAACAUUAUGGGAUAGCUCGCACCUGUCGUGGCGGAGGUGUAUCGAUCCUCACCCGGAAUGGGAUACAGGUAGAGACAGGACCGGCGCUUGUUGCAGGCAUUGAGCUUGCACAGGUGACCAUCCAUCUAGAUGCAGGUAUGAAACUGACGAUUUCAUCACCAUACCUUCCCCCUGCUGCCACCAAGAUCACUCCAGAGGACCUCGAUAGACUCAACAACGCGGACGGGCCACAACCCAUAGGUGCAGACGUCAAUGCACACGCAUUGGCAUGGGACCACGAAGCCCCGCUUGAUUCCAGAUGCAGCGUUGUUGUGUAA
This is a messenger RNA of Trypanosoma grayi, 522 nucleotides long. Its product is annotated as Tbingi protein. The transcript has a single exon. Lineage: Eukaryota; Euglenozoa; Kinetoplastea; Trypanosomatida; Trypanosomatidae. The record is from RefSeq and is a predicted model, not a curated record. Bases 1 to 522 code for a protein of 173 amino acids.